UUACAGUAAAUACUUCUUAUAUUUGGUGCUAAAAUAGUAAUAUCAGAUUGUUUGAUUUUUAUAUGUUGUAGAACAUCUUCUUUAUUGCAUUCUACGGAUUGUACCACAAGUAAUUCGUCAAUUUGGUUAAGAGUAGAAAGAGUGUCAUUCAUUUUGGAUAUGUUUAAAUUCAGUUGUGGUAGCAUUUAAUGAUGAGUAUAAGUAUUUUAUCGGGUCUAUAAUUGGUCUAUGAGAUAACUUAUAAUUCAUGAUUCGUUUGAUAUAAUGUAUAUGGGGUUUUAUGUUAUUUUUAUGUAAGAUUUUAGUUUCAUGUGUAUAUUUUUAUGUUACAAUAAAUAGUUACGUGGAGUAUGUGUGUGUUGUACGCGUAAAGCGAGAACAAAAAAGUAAUCCAAUCAUAAACAGCCAAAGAUGCAAUAUAGUAAUAAUAACAAGAUAUACCUAGAUUUAUAGCUAGUCACGAUUCUUGAAGAAGUCUCUGCACCUGCGCCUCACUUGUGAUGUUAAUUAUAGGUGCGGAUUUAGUUUUUCUAACAAAAACUCUGCCAAAAGAAGUCCAACAGAACUCAUAUCCUUUUGAGCUUGCCAAAUCUCUUGAUAAAAAUCGUAGUCGAGCUGCUUUAACUGUUAAGUUCUCCGUUAUGUAUAUUGGGGUCUCCAGUAUGUUAUGUCGGAGUAAGCCGAGAUGCUUGGCGCGUAAUUUGUUGCUAGAGUUUGUCUGGUUGUACUCUUUGCAUUUCCCUAAAAUAUCAUUUUUCUGUAUAGCCGAUACCAUUUCCACUAUAAUGGGAGGGUUUUGCUUGUCAUUCGGUCGGCUACAUACCCUGUGUAUGUCCGAGAUGUCCGAGGGAGAUAAAGGGAGCCCUAUGGUCUCUGACAACUUAGUAACCAUGUUAACUAGGUCUCCUCUAGUCUCUUUCUCAAGUUUUGGGACAUUUUUAAUUUCAAUGUUUUUCUUUCGGCUGUCGCGCGACAUGUCCUCUAAUCUAUUUUCGACUUGCGCCGUUUCGCGUAUGAAAGGCAUACGAAACAACUGCAAUCGUUGCUCAGUGAUAAAUAAUAAAUUUCUUCAAUGCGCAUACCUACAAUGCAACAUGUGAUUCGGUUAUUAGAGAAGCUUAUAGGUGCAUUAGUCUGUGAGAGUCGCGUCGCCGGUCGUCGGCGAGGAAGCGGCGCUGCGUAGAGCGGGUGAUCCGGCGACCAGUGGCCGCGCGGCGCGAGUCGCGGGCGACAGCGGGCGGUGGCGCGCGGCUGACCGCCCAACGGCUGCGCUCCUGUGCUCCCGCGGUCUCACGACCCAGUGCAUUCUGUCGCGGACGCAGCUAGGGCACACUCGGCUACGACUGUCGUUGUCGCGGUCCUAUCGCUACUUUACGACGUAUUCCCGCCAAAUAUUUUAAUAUACGUAUAAUAAAUACAUCUUCGCGUUUCAUGGCAUAAGUGCACUUUUUUGUUUUGUAAUGCGUUGUUUUAAUGUGUUUUUGAUUCUUUUGUUUAUGUUUUUACCGAAAUCGACGGAGGCGAUUCGAUGGCUGGCGCUGCACGAGAGCGAAGGCAACUGGACGGAGGUUGACUGUGCGACGGCGAGGCGCGAUGGAGCGCUGUGGGCCGGCCAGGCUCGCGCCUGCCGACGGCAGCCCGGGGCGAUGGCGCACGUGGCGGCGGCCGCGCGGCUGACGCGCGCCGCCUGUCUUGCCGCACACGCCGGCGACCGCUGGAACUGCUCUUCUAUCGAGCGCGCGCCCAACUACUCGCCGGACCUGCUCACCGGUACCCGCGAGCAAGCGUACGUGUAUGCGAUGUCUGCAGCGGCGCUGGCGUGGUCGGUAGCGCGCGCCUGUGCGGCGGGAGCGCUGCCGGCGUGCUCGUGCGCUGCGCCCCCGCGCGCGCCGCCCCGCCCGCCACGCCAGGCGCACGUCACGCCCGCCGAGCCGCACGCGAGAUUCAAGUGGGGCGGCUGCGGGGACAACUUUCAGUGGGCUGAGAGAUUUUCCAAGCAAUUCAUAGACAUGCACGAGAUUGACGUACGCGAUGGUAAAUUGGAGGAGUUGAUCGAAGUGGAGACGACUACCACCGAACUACCGACCACGUUAGAACCGACCACGCCGGCGCCCGUGGUGAUCCUCGUGGACGAUCAGCCAGCGCCAGCGCCCGACAACGCCAGCGUAACGGCACGCCCGCGGAAGAAGGGACGCCGCGGGCGCAAGCGGUUGCCGCGCUCGCUCCGCCGAGGCAGGCCCACGAGGAAACGGUUCAGACCAAGAUACGACUUUGAGGACCAGAGUUCCAGAUACCGCAACUUGGAGUACCGCAUGGCCGCCGACGACCCCCGAUUCGAUCCGCAGGUGGACUUGCGCACGAGACUGCAGCGCCUGCGCCCGUUCAUCGCCUCCGCCAAUCUCAUCAACGUUCGUUUUGGCAGAAAGGCAGUAUCAUUAGCGAUGCGCACUAAGUGCACAUGCCACGGCGUGUCGGGGUCGUGCUCGGUGCGCACGUGCUGGCGCGCAUUGCCACCGCUGGCGCGCGUGGCGACCGCGCUCGCGGGCGAGGCGGCGCGCGCCGGCCCGCUGCGUCCGCGCCGCCGUGCGCGCCGCGCCAAGCCGCGGCUCCGCUACGUCACGCCCAGCCCGGACUACUGCGAGCCCGAUCCUGCAGCCGGCUCACUUGGCACACACGGAAGACGUUGCAACGCGAGUGCGGGCAACGCCGCAGGGGGCUGCGGGCGACUGUGCUGCGGUCGCGGGCGACGGGCCGUGCGCUCCACCCGACUCGAGCGCUGCCACUGCCGCUACCACUGGUGCUGCCGCGUCGACUGCCAGCUCUGCCGCAUCACCUCGGAGGAUCACUAUUGCAAUUAAAGACCUAUAUCAUUCCCAUUAGCAGACGUAGCAUAAGCAAUUAAGUAUUGCCUUAUUUAUUUAUCCUUGUCUAUAUCUGGUUUCAUUGGCAAUUACAUCCUAUAUACCUACUGGAACUACAACUAUGCUCUGUAAAUCCUUGCAUACUUUUACGACAUAGUGCUUUUUGUAAUAAUAACAGAUUCAGUCCAAAGAGGUACUAUAUGCUUCAGAGGUGGAUGUGAAAAUUGCAUACGACACGAGUUCGCUCAGUGGCUGCUAUCCACCACUGGGUAAAAAGCGGCGUACACCUCUCGACACCGCUCACACCGGUGUUGCUCCUGGUCGUCUUCACGACGGCAUUUCAGGGGCCCAUCCCAUCUAAUGGGCGGCAACUCCGGCAAGUCCGCCUGCCUCGAUAACUAGUGAACUUGUUAUGGCAGGUGCCUGGACGUCUUUGCAAUAACCCAGUCUCAUUGUCCACCCAUAAUUAUUCAAUCCAUAGACCUAUGUACUGUUCACUUUUUCUACAAUAGUGCCAAUACCUACUGCGACCGGUUCAUGGAUGCCUAUUGUAGCGCCUGUGAACGGGUUCCAGCAGGCGUUCUACAUGACAUUGUAGCUCUCCAAAGGGCCUCUACGUGUUGGCUCUAUAUCCCCACGAAAGCCUAUCAAAAGACCGGGAUUUAUAGGCCCGUGAAAUCCAAGGAGAAACAGAUUCAAAAACUUACCAAUAUACCUAAAGAAGCAUGCGAGUAAAUGCGAAUGUGUCAAAGGUUGCUUCAGGCAAAUAAUCAAACUAAUAGAGAUUAUCUGUUUGGAUAGGUGUGUUUUGUGAAAUAAUUUGCAUUGUAAACCAAAGAAUUCCCAGUACAGAUAAUUCGAUAUUUUUAAAUGUUAGCUAGUCAUGUUUCAGAAUGUUUGUUAUUUACAUCGUAGCAAGUAAGUACCUUUUUAAAGUAAGAUGAGUAGAAAGUAGCUAUUUUAUACUUUAAUGUAUCUAUAAUAUAAUAAGAUAUGAUAGCCCUAUAGACUAUACGAGUAGUAGCGUGAAAGACGUAGCAACACCUUAAAUAGAUGCAAAGUAUUUGCCGUACUUAGAAUUAAAAGAUAGUUUUGAUGUAAGUAAAUUAACUUCGAAAUAUUCUGUAGUAUUAGGCUAGACAAUAGAUAUAUAUCGACAAUAAAGAAUUGUUAGUGUUGUACUAGUAUUAACUUAUGCUAUAAAUAUGGCUUUUACGGUCAUUAUAAAACAGUUAUCAACUUUUAUUCAAUUUAAAAUCCAUCAACGCUUUAUAGCUUUCAAACCAGGUUGCCUAGCCAAGAUGCCAAUCGUUUGCGCUACCACAACGAAGUCCGUAUCGCACUAAUAUGUAAGAGUUGUAGGCAGACAGAAAACGUUUCGUUGUCGUAGUGCAAACGAUUGGCAUUUUGGCUAGGCAAUCUGGUCUCCUAUUGUCGUUCAUGUUCAUAACCAAAUAAAAAUAUAAAUGACUAGCAGCAAGGUAACAAGAAAGUAAUCGUAGAAAACUAAUACGUGUCCGUGUCCGUGUCCGUGGUCUAUGUACGAGAGCUGGUCCAAAAGUUGUAAGUUGCUCCAGCUGCAUGCAAUUACAUUAUUAUUUAUACCAUUGUGAGGGAUGUUUCAAUGCUAAUUACGGCUUUGAACUUUUUUAAACUUGUGCGAAUAGUUUUUUUAUUGUUCGUUUUCUAAUGAAAGCUGUUUUAUAAGGAGUUAGAAAUUGCUUCGAAAAACGGCAAUUAUUGUCACAUUUAAAUGAAUUUUGUAUUGAAAUCUUUGAAAACUGAACUUAAUCUCCCGGGUAUUAUUAUUCGGUUCCUUCUGCAAUUAGGCAAUUACCAAUGUUUUCUACUUUUGGUGAUACCUAUGACUCAAUGGCUGACAUCUAUUAAGUCAUAAUCAUUUUUACUCAAUCAAAACGAUUUAUUAGUACGUAACCGUUGCGUUAUAAUUAUGCGGUUGUAGCGUUCCACUAGGUUUACUUGCGGUGUGUAUCUAGGACUAUAAAACACGUUAGGGACAUUAUAAGACUUAGACAAGUUGUCCAUUACUUGCCCAGUAAAUUGCGUGCCAUUGUCCAUUAACACCGUCUGCAGAACACCAUGCCCGAGAAAUACUGAUUCUUCUAAAAUUUUAACUAUUACAACCGCAGUAGCCUGUUUAAUUGAAAAAAUUAAGCAAUACUUGGAGAAGCAACAUGUAACGACUAACACGAGUAUGUAGCUGUUCCUUCCCCUAGUUGUUGGCAAUGGAUCCAUCAAAUCGAUCGAAAUCAUCUGAAAUGGAUGUGAGCAUUGCUUUGGCCUCCCCAUUUCCCCUAAGGUUUGAUGGUUCUGAGCCUUAUACGACAAACACUUAUCGGACGUUCCGAUGAAUUUUACGAAAUCCUGAUACAUUCCUGGCCAGUAAUACCAUAAGGUAAGUUUACGGUAUGUUUUAAAUAUGCCCAUAUGACCUGCAGUAGGCUCUGAGUGAUCUUUCAUGAAUUGCCUUUUCGCGUAACUCUGAAGAAACGACUAAUUUCCAAGAAAACUUAGAAGUGAGUUCAUGCUUGUUUCUAGUUAAACGGUACAAGGAGUCAUUUUUAAUGAUAACUGGGAUAAUCUACGGGAUUAUGCAAACAACCGUUAAAAAUAUUAGUAUACCAAUUAUCUUUAGACCCUAUGUAUGGUAUGUAUGUUGUUUAUGGUAUUAAUAAUAUACGUAACGAUUUAUAAAACGGUCAAUAUUCGCAAUUAGCAGCAUCUAAAAUUAUAAUAUUGUUUAAAUCAAAUACUUACUGUUUGUAAAAAAAUAGCACAUAUGGAGUCUCAAUUCUUCUCAAUAGGCUUCGCUACAACGAAGUAAAUAAAAAAAUAUUUGAAACAAACUGUUCUCCAAUAAGUAGUACAUUACGAUACAAGUGCGAAAAAUAGGAAAUUCGAAACGAGUGGCGAUAAAUUAAAACACGAUCGAAGGGAGUGUUUUAAAUCGACACGAGUUGCGAAUUACCUAUUCGCACAUGUAUCGUACAACGUUUUACAGUACAUAUUGCUCUGUAAAUGUUCGACACAGUAAUGUAAUAUGCUAAUAUUCGCACUAGUGCGGUAAAGUAGCACCAUAUGUACUGUAAAAUAAAUUUACAGCACGUCAAUAAGUACUGAAAGAUCCCUCACAAUGGUAUACUUAAAUAAUGCUGAAAUCGUAUGAGUCGAGCCGGAGCACCUAACUUUCGGACCAACCCUCUAAUCUACAGGUACAUAAGUAUAGCGCUGCCCUGGACUUUCAAGUAAUAAAUAUGUACAAUAGUAUAGUAAUUACACUCCUUUGUCAUUUUAUAUUCGUUAUUAGUCCGAUUAUUAAGAAAAUACAACUUAAGAACUUUGAAAUCAUAUUCUAUGAAUUUACGGCAAGUAAACAAGCAUAUGUGGCAUAGUAUGCGAAACACAAACAGAAUAGGGAUGAAAAAAGGAUUCAGAACGAUGUUAUUAUUCUUAUUAGCUUAUUGACUCAUGUUUGCUUUCUAUCAUAUCUUAAGCGUAAUUACUCGUAAUAUGUGAUAGAUGUAAAUUUCGGCGUUAAUCAUAAUCUUCACCCAAAAAAAAAUGUCACACUUCCAAUCUGAUGUUGUAAAUAAAGUUCGUACUUAGAA
This is a messenger RNA of Cydia pomonella (codling moth), 6490 nucleotides long. Its product is annotated as protein Wnt-5-like. Gene Ontology annotation, molecular function: cytokine activity; frizzled binding. Gene Ontology annotation, biological process: neuron differentiation; multicellular organism development; canonical Wnt signaling pathway. Gene Ontology annotation, cellular component: extracellular region. Lineage: Eukaryota; Metazoa; Arthropoda; Insecta; Lepidoptera; Tortricidae. Bases 1461 to 2858 code for a protein of 465 amino acids. The record is from RefSeq and is a predicted model, not a curated record. The transcript has 8 exons.